AUGUCUGUUCUCACCACCCUCGCCGCCGCCUGGCUCAUGGCCUCGUCAGGCGUCAGCGCCGCCGGCACGUCAGCCAAGGCCAUGACGUCCAACACCAUCGGUCCGGCCGCCUUCAUGUGGCCGCCCGACCGCGUCUGGUCCGCCGACGCGGACAACACGGCGCCGUGCGGCUCCAUCGCCGGCGUCACCAACCGCACCACCUUUCCCCUGCAAAGCGGCAAGAUCUCGCUCGUAGCCCAGGACGAGUCCUAUGACCUGGAGCUCGCCGUCUCCUACGUCGAAGAUCCCAAGAGCAACAGCGACUUCAACAAGCUCAUUGACAUGGAGACGUUCAAGGACAUCAAGCUCGGCCACACCUGCGUCACCCUGCCCAACGCGCCCUCGUCCGUCAAGUCCGGCACCAACGCCACCCUGCAGAUCAAGUACAUCGCCGACUUUGACAAGCCCGAGAACCAGACCUUUUACGCCUGCGCCGACAUCACCUACGUCGAGCUCUCCGACUUCAAGGUCUCCAUCCCGUGCUUCAACGCGACGGAACCCAGCCCCGGCGACAGCACCUCCAAGGGCGGCUCCUCGUCGACGCCCAGCGCCUCCGCCUCCGCCUCGCCGUCCUCCGGCUCCGGCACCGGCAAGUCGGGCUUGUCUGGCGGUGCCAUCGCGGGUAUCGUGAUCGGCUCCAUCGCCGGCGUCGCGCUGAUCGCGGCGGCGGCGCUGCUCAUCUUCCGCAGAAAGCAGCAGCGCCUGCGCCUGCUCCGCCAGCAAAACUCGGAGCGCGGCAAGUGGGCGCCCGGCGGAGACGCGGCGCGCGACUCGCAGUCUCAGGGUAGUGUUCGGAUGAAUAACUUGUAA
Cordyceps fumosorosea ARSEF 2679 is the source of this 849-nucleotide messenger RNA. RefSeq lists its product as hypothetical. The record is from RefSeq and is a predicted model, not a curated record. The coding region runs from base 1 to 849 and encodes 282 amino acids. The transcript is spliced from 3 exons. NCBI's taxonomy places the organism in Eukaryota, Fungi, Ascomycota, Sordariomycetes, Hypocreales, Cordycipitaceae.